CCGCCUCCACCCGUGCCGCGCUCCUCCGGUGGUGCGUCCGCCCUCCGCCACCGCCCGCGCGUCGCAGGCUGCUGAAAUGGAUAAGCUCGGUGGUUCUGCGCGUCUCAUGAUUGUUUCAGAUCUCGACCAUACAAUGGUUGAUCAUCAUGACGAUGAGAACCUGUCCUUGCUUCGAUUUGGUGCCCUGUGGGAGUCUGUUUACUGCCAGGAUUCUUUGCUUGUAUUUUCUACUGGAAGAUCGCCUACUCUGUAUAAGGAAUUGAGGAAAGAGAAACCUAUGCUAACUCCAGACAUCACUAUCAUGUCUGUGGGCACUGAGAUAACAUAUGGGGAGGAAAUGGUUCCUGAUGGUGGCUGGGAGGAAUAUCUGAAUAAUAAGUGGGACAGGAGCAUUGUUGUUGAGGAGACAGCUAAAUUUUCUGAGCUGAAACUUCAGGUUGAGACAGAACAGCGCCCGCAUAAGGUCAGCUUCUACGUUGACAAAAAGAGUGCUCAGGAAGUGAUAAAGUCUCUCUCUGAGAAGUUGGAGAAACGUGGGCUAGAUGUUAAAAUAAUCUAUAGUGGUGGCCAGGACCUUGAUGUAUUACCUCAAGGUGCUGGAAAGGGUCAGGCACUUGCAUAUUUACUCAAGAAGUUAAGCUCAUGUGGGAAACCACCCAACAAUACUCUUGCUUGUGGUGACUCUGGUAACGAUGCAGAACUAUUCAGCAUUCCUGGUGUACAUGGUGUCAUGGUCAGCAAUGCCCAAGAGGAACUACUUCAGUGGUAUGCAGAAAACGCGAAGGAUAAUCCUAAGAUAAUUCAUGCAACUGAGAGGUGUGCUGCUGGUAUUAUACAAGCUAUUGGACACUUCAAACUUGGACCUAAUGUUUCACCAAGAGAUGUGGAAUUCCCUUACGUCAAGGAGGACCUCAAGCCUACAGAUGCUGUUGUAAAGUUCUAUGUUCUCUAUGAGAAGUGGCGUAGGGCUGAGGUUCCAAAAUCUGAUUCAGUUAUACAAUAUUUUAAAAAUAUAACUCAUGCAAAUGGAGUUAUUAUCCAUCCUGCUGGGCUUGAAUGUUCUCUUCAUGCAACCAUUGAUGCACUGGGGUCAUGUUACGGUGACAAACAAGGGAAAAAAUACAGAGCAUGGGUGGACAGACUGGUUGUCUCACAACCUAGUUCAGAUAGUUGGCUGGUGAAAUUUGACUUGUGGGAGUCAGAAGGUGAUGCGCGGCUGUGUUGUCUGACAAGUCUUGCACUGAAUGCAAAGCCUGAAACCCCUGAGGGCUUCGUGAUAACACAAAUCCACAAAACAUGGCUCAAAGGAUACUCAUCAACGGAUGAGCAGUCAUCCAAGCUUUAGACCUUCUCUUUCCAUCACUGUGCACACGGAAGGAAUUCACGUGAGGAUAAAUAAUGAACCUUCUCGUCUUGAGAUCACCUCCUUUCUCCUUUUCUUGUUUAUAUCAUCAAUUUUGUUCAAAACACUAUACUGGAGGAUGCCUAGAUCAGGCUUGAUCUUCUUUGUUUAGUGUUUAAGAUAAAUGUAUCUCAUAGACUAUCAUGAGAGCAUAAAGCAAACUAUCUCACUUGGCAUAUAUAUUUUCAUUGUUCAUGUACAAUUCUGGCCAGUUGGCAAUAUGAAGUUAAUAUGCACGCAUCAAGUUUAAAGGCUG
Messenger RNA from Oryza brachyantha (malo sina), 1658 nucleotides. RefSeq names its product sucrose-phosphatase 2. Gene Ontology annotation, biological process: sucrose biosynthetic process. Gene Ontology annotation, molecular function: sucrose-phosphate phosphatase activity; magnesium ion binding. NCBI's taxonomy places the organism in Eukaryota, Viridiplantae, Streptophyta, Magnoliopsida, Poales, Poaceae. The transcript is spliced from 9 exons. Bases 77 to 1345 code for a protein of 422 amino acids. The record is from RefSeq and is a predicted model, not a curated record.